Messenger RNA from Lolium rigidum, 1723 nucleotides. RefSeq names its product coiled-coil domain-containing protein SCD2-like. NCBI's taxonomy places the organism in Eukaryota, Viridiplantae, Streptophyta, Magnoliopsida, Poales, Poaceae. The transcript has 17 exons. The coding region runs from base 16 to 1716 and encodes 566 amino acids. Gene Ontology annotation, biological process: cytokinesis by cell plate formation. The record is from RefSeq and is a predicted model, not a curated record.
CCCGCCGCUCGCCCAAUGGACCGUCUCCGGGCGGGGAGCCCCGUCUACGGGCGCCAGCGCAGCGGCAGCAGCACGGGCUCCACCUCCCCGGGCGGCGUCUCCCCCUCCCACCACCGCUCCUCCUCAACCUCCUCUGCCGCCUCCAUCCCAGGCGCCGGCGCCGGCGCCGGCGUCGGGGGCAUCUCUAACGUCCGCCGCACGCAGAACGUCGCCGCGCGCGCCGCGGCCGCGAGGCUCGCGCAGGUCAUGGCCUCCCAGAGCGCCGCCGCGGCCAACGGGGACGACGAGGACGAGGACGACUACGCCAACGACCACCCGCCCCCGCCCCCGAUCAGGUUCGGCAGCGGAGCCCGCGCCCCGCACGGCAGCAACGGCGUCUCCCUGCUCGGCCGCGCCGCGAGAUCUCCCUCCCCUGCGUUAGGUCGGAACAUUGUAGAGCAACCUCCUCCAGUCCGAUCAGCAUCAACUGGGAGAUUGGCCGUUGCGGCACGACCAACUGCCACUGUGGUGCCACCGAUCAAAACCAACUCGACGCUGCGAACCCCGUCUCCGAUCCCGCCUGUGGCUGUGGAUUCUCCAGUGCAACGCAGUCAGACGAGAAGGUUUGAUACAGCGCCACUUAACAAUAGAGAAUCAGCGCCACGGAGAGAGUCAUCUACGCUUCAAGAUGAGCUUGAUAUGCUACAAGAGGAGAAUGAAAGUGUUCUAGAAAAGUUACGGCGUGCUGAAGAAAAAUGCGAGGAAGCGGAAGCUAGAGCCAAGGAGCUUGAGAAACAGGUAGCCGCUCUUGGAGAUGGGGUAUCCUUAGAAGCUCGUCUCUUGAGCAGGAAGGAGGCGGCACUUAAACAGAGGGAGGCUGCACUAAAGGCUGCAAGGGAAUCAAAUGACGGUAGAAAUGGGGACAUUAAGCAUGAACUUGAGUCUGCGAAGGAGGAGGCUGCAGCGGCUGUGGACCAGCUAAAGGAGGCAGAGUCUGAAACAAAGGCGCUGCGAUCGAUGACUCAGAGAAUGAUCUUAACACAGGAAGAAAUGGAAGAAGUUGUCCUUAAAAGGUGCUGGCUUGCACGGUAUUGGGGCUUAGCGGUUCAAUAUGGAGUUUAUCCCGAGAUUGCGGUAUCAAAGCAUGAACAUUGGUCAUCUUUAGCCCCUCUUCCUCUUGAGGUGGUUCUCUCUGCUGGUCAAAAGGCUAAGGAUGAGCCUAAGCAAGGUGAGGAUGAUGCUCAGAGGAGAAACCGGCUUGUGCGAGAUAUGAGUGAUAUUAUGGGAGAAGGCAACAUAGAGAGCAUGCUUUCAGUUGAAAUGGGACUGAGAGAGCUUUCAUCUUUAAAGGUAGAAGAUGCUGUUGUAGUUGCACUGGGUCAACACCGAAGACCUAGCAUAGUUCGGCAAUUCACAUCAGAUUAUAAAUCACCUGGCGAACCAAAAUUCUUGGAGGCAUUCGACCUUAGCCCGGAAGAGGCAGAGGAUGUUAGCUUCAAGCACGCGUGGCUUAUAUACUUCUGGAGACGAGCGAAAACUCAUGGUAUUGAGGAAGAUAUUGCUGAUGAGAGACUUCAGUUUUGGAUUGGUCGCAAUGCACAUGCUCCAAAUUCUCAUGAUGCUAUUGAUGUGGAGCGAGGUCUGACAGAGCUGCGAAAAUUGGGUGUAGAGCAGCAAUUGUGGGAGGGCACGCGUGCAGACAUUGAUGAAGCUGCUUCGGCAGCCGAGAACGAAUAGGGGAUGC